AUGGCUGUAUGCUACAUGGUCGUUACCCCGAAUCCGUUCACAAUGCCCACAAUUGGCAGCUACUUUGUGAAGUUCGGCGACGGACCAUCCGCUCAAGCAUAUCAUAGAUGCAACCCAAGCCAUGCAUACACUGAAAACCACCUCGCCCCAGCACAGUAUCUUGACGUCCAGACAUACGAUUACAACCUCGAGUCCAGACAACCUGGGAAAUGGCUGGAAUGGGUCCAUAUUAAGGUUACCGGUGGAAUGGAAGUGUACCAGCGAACAGAGUGGCACGAGCUGGAGGUGAAAUUGGAAGAAGAUGCCGAGCAACUGAGGGAUAUCCUGUGUAGGAUGCUGGACCUGUUUCCGUAUUGGAAUCGGUGGGAGGAGUACGCUGAGUCGGAUGAUGCGACGGCUGAGUUUGAAAAUCUGGUGGAUGGCACUUGGUCGUUUAAUCAUGAUGAGGCGCUUGCUCGGUUUGUGAGCUGA
Molecule: messenger RNA, 471 nt
Organism: Aspergillus puulaauensis
Lineage: Eukaryota; Fungi; Ascomycota; Eurotiomycetes; Eurotiales; Aspergillaceae
Exons: 4
Coding region: 1-471 (156 amino acids)
Source: RefSeq, a predicted model, not a curated record